AUGUCGUUGAUGCUAGGACCCCGAGCUCCCUACAUGCACUCUCUCCUCCCUUCAUCGUCAUUGGAAGGGUUAGAGCAAGUGAUACCACCAGAGCCCAACUCCCCCAAAAUUUACAUACCAAGAUGGAAGCUCGACAAACCUCUUCCCACCCCUCCAGAACGAAAUUCUGGCAUUUACUCUUCAGACGACUAUUAUCUGAGUAGUGCUCGUUACCAGCGCCCCUAUGAUAGACAGCGUGAAACUGGGAUAUACUCACGAAACUGCGGCCCUACACACGCCCGCUCGGUCGAUGAACUCCGGUUAUUUUGUAGCCGGCAAUCACCAGUUCCCCGUUCACCUCACUAUCAGAGGAUAUCGAGAAACGAUCAGUUUUCGAGCCUUGCAAAACGUGCUCGACAUUCGACCGAGCCGAUAUAUCAAACCCAUGACGAAGGGUCGAUAAAGGCUCAUGUGCGGAUUGACGACAAGAUACCUCACAAAGAGCUGAAAGUUCCUAAGCCAAAAAGAGAGUCAAUUUCAGGGGUAGUGAAGUCAGCCAAUACAACUCUCAUAACACGUAUAGACGAGAGUGCUGAGUCGGUAGAAGCCGCCCAACCACGGACUGACACUCCCGAGGGCCACGAUAACCGCGAUCUUUGUUUCUGCCAUAAACCCCACCCCCGUCACAGCAAAACGUACACAAAUAAACGAUCCUCAAAGUCUAGUUCCAGCGAGGGGGUUCAGGCUGGGAAUCUCCCUGAUGCAGCAUCAUACAUUGGACUCAUCCGGCAACAGUCGGCGCCGGAUAUCCCUCACGUUAAGAUAGAAGAAGUCCCCGGUGGACAAUUGAAUUCGCGGAGAGAAGACGAACCCCCCAACCGCACACAGCUGUACUCGUUUACCACCUGUGCGAGCACAUCCAUGAUCGAUGAAUUCCCGGACACAAUCAGCAGGAAGGAGAGUUCCGGAUUUGGUCUCUUCCGAUCUCCUCCCUUACCGCCAGCCCGUCAAGAGAACCGUCACAGGCCAAAGCAGCUCGCAAUCCCGCCGAGCGACUACCAGCUAUAUGGAGUCAAGGGAAUGCCAAAGAACAAGCCGAAGAAAAAAAAAUCGGGUCUUCUCCCCAGCUACAUCAACAAGCUGAUCCCCAAGGUCAUACGACGGCAAACGAGCGAGCCACAGAUGCAAUCGUUGACCACACCACAAACGGCACCACCGUACCUGCCAGGGGAGAAUCCUCAUCGUAGCCGUGAGGAGUGGUUCGGACUGGGGAAGAAUAUCAACGCAUGGCGGUCAACGAUUGAGUUCUCCCGGGAUGCCUUUGGCUCGAACGCGAACAGGGCGGCUGAGCAGAAGAGAAAGGAAGAACUGAAGAACAAGAUCGUAAUGGUUGGGCCAACACCCCACUGGCUGUAG
Molecule: messenger RNA, 1395 nt
Organism: Arthroderma uncinatum
Lineage: Eukaryota; Fungi; Ascomycota; Eurotiomycetes; Onygenales; Arthrodermataceae
Exons: 1
Coding region: 1-1395 (464 amino acids)
Source: RefSeq, a predicted model, not a curated record